UUUGAAAGACCAAAGCGGAACUGGUGCGGGUCGAAAGGCAUGCUGGGAGAGCAGUGAUGAUGAGGAGACCGAUCUUCAGUUUAAAACUGAGCCCCAGUUUGAAAGUGAAACUUGUCCAAGCUGGUUUCCAGUUUACUUCAGACCUAGUGGACCUCAGCCCGCUGCAGCUCACCAGAGAUGCUGGUGUGUCCCAGCAGGAGGCUCGGGAGGUGCUGCAGGCUGUGAGGAUACAUGGAGACAGAGUCUCUCUGACUGGUCUGGAGCUCCUAAAAAAGGAGGAGGAACUGAGGAGCAUCGUGACGUUCUGCUCACAGCUGGACGGAGCUCUCGAUGGAGGACUUCCUGUUGGCAAGACUACUGAAAUCUGUGGAGUUCCAGGAGUUGGAAAAACACAGCUGUGCCUCCAGCUGGCUGUGGACGUCCAGGUGCCUCUGUGUUUUGGCGGGGUCGAAGGUCAGGUGAUCUUUUAUGACACAGAGGGCAGCUUCCUACCUCAGAGAGUAGUUGACAUAGCCACCGCCACCAUCAGACACUGCUCUCUGCUGGCUGAGGAUGAGGAGCAACGAGUUGCCAUGACAACCUUCACUGUGGAGACCAUUCUAUCCAACAUCUUCUUGGUGCGUUGUCACGACUUUGUGGAGCUGAUGGCUGAGCUCCACCUGCUGCCCGACUUCUUACGGGACUGGCCGAGGGUCCGCCUCCUUGUCAUUGACAGUGUAGCGUUCCCAUUCCUGCAGCUGUUUGAUGAUUUGUCACAGAGGACACGCCUCCUCCAAGGCCUCAGCCAACAGCUCAUCAGCAUUGCUACGAGUCACAACAUGGCGGUGGUGGUGACCAACCACAUGACCACCCGGCUGCGAGGCGACCAGUCACAUCUGGUGCCAGCCCUUGGAGACCUCUGGGGCCACGCCCCCACAAUUAGACUCCUCCUGCAUUGGGACAGGACACAACGGCUGGCAUCCAUCCUUAAAUCCCCAUGUCACAUGGCUGCCACCGUCCAGUACCAGAUCACAUGUGAGGGCUUCCGAGAUGCCAACCAAUCACAAUAAAGGAAAAGACCUCUCACCACCCAACCAGGCUGAAGGUGUCGGCCUGGCUGUACCUGCAUAUUAAUUAACCUGAACCAGGUGUACAUACAGCUGGCUUCUCAUUGGCUGAGCACGAUUAAGUGUGUUUUGUCUAGCUUGGCCCCGCCUCCUGUCUGACGUCAGCUCACCUGUGCUUCCUGCUAAUUCUGCUGCAUCUCAAGUGACCUCCAGGUGAAUCCAGGUGACAUCUUGAGAUAAAUAUCAGCGUUACGCUGUUUAAGUUUCUUUGUGUCACAAAUGAGGCAUUUAAAACGUUUUUUAUUGACCACAAGUACGCAGGUGUGUGUUAAAGAUGCUGAGUCAUCACUAACAAUAAAUCUGCCAUCAUG
Messenger RNA from Nothobranchius furzeri (turquoise killifish), 1417 nucleotides. RefSeq names its product RAD51 paralog C (gene rad51c). The record is from RefSeq and is a predicted model, not a curated record. Lineage: Eukaryota; Metazoa; Chordata; Actinopteri; Cyprinodontiformes; Nothobranchiidae. Gene Ontology annotation, molecular function: ATP-dependent DNA damage sensor activity; four-way junction DNA binding; ATP hydrolysis activity. Gene Ontology annotation, cellular component: Rad51B-Rad51C-Rad51D-XRCC2 complex; Rad51C-XRCC3 complex; replication fork. Gene Ontology annotation, biological process: DNA repair; meiotic DNA recombinase assembly; reciprocal meiotic recombination.